Messenger RNA from Pollicipes pollicipes, 387 nucleotides. Its product is annotated as ubiquitin-conjugating enzyme E2 T-like. The record is from RefSeq and is a predicted model, not a curated record. NCBI's taxonomy places the organism in Eukaryota, Metazoa, Arthropoda, Thecostraca, Pollicipedomorpha, Pollicipedidae.
AUGCAGCAGCGGGAGGCCCGCCUGAAGAGGGAGCUGGCCAUAGCCAGCGCGCCGCCAGCUGGCGUGUCGUGCUCAGCUGACGGCGAUGACGUCCACCGGCUUGCGGGCCACGCUGACGGGCCCCGAGGUUCUCCGUUCGAGCGCGGCACGUUUGCGCUGGACGUGGUCGUGCCGGAGAGGUACCCGUUCGAGCCGCCGCAGAUCACGUUCGCGACGCCCGUGUACCACCCGAACGUGGCCCCGUCGGGCCGGAUCUGCCUGGACGCGCUGAAGAUGCCGCCGACGGGCGGCUGGCGGCCCAGCCUGCGGCUGGCCACGCUGCUCAUGUCCAUCCGGCUGCUGCUGGCCGAGCCGAACCCGGACGACCCGCUCAUGCCGACGUGGUGA